This is a messenger RNA of Equus caballus (horse), 10992 nucleotides long. It is a transcript of the gene ATF7IP, whose product is annotated as activating transcription factor 7 interacting protein. Gene Ontology annotation, molecular function: protein binding; transcription coregulator activity. Gene Ontology annotation, biological process: regulation of DNA-templated transcription. Gene Ontology annotation, cellular component: transcription regulator complex; nucleus. The record is from RefSeq and is a predicted model, not a curated record. NCBI's taxonomy places the organism in Eukaryota, Metazoa, Chordata, Mammalia, Perissodactyla, Equidae.
UUCUGUAGAUUUUCCUCAGAGUUCAGCUGUUCUAAGCAUGUAGUAGCUCCUGUAUAGUGCCUAUAAAAACACUAAAAACUGGAAAAUGCUCUACAAAAGGUAUUUUUUCCAUCCUAGGUUUUGAAGUGCAGAGGUCUGUUAGGCCAAGACCACAAACUUAAUUGACUUAUUAGUUGACUGCUUCUUCUUCCUAGAAAAUAAGGGUUGAGAUCCUGAAAAUGAAAGUCCUUAAAGAUACAGAAUUUUCUAAGAUUUUUGUGGUAGAAAUGAAAAUACUGGGAAUUAAUUUCAACUCAGUAUCUAUUGAGCAAAUAAACAUUGUUUCACACUAUGGAAGUGAAUGGAAAUGAAUUAAGUUGCAGUUUCUGUCCCUUUGGAACUGAUAUAUAAAGAUAGAAGUAAUGACGUUUGUUAAGUGUAAUGAUAACAUGCAUGAAAGAUCUUGAGAGAGAGCACUUGGACCUGGUUUGGGAGAUGGACAUAGUAAGGAGAAGGGAGAGUAAGGAAAAGAUUGUCAGUAAGAAGGAAAUUUAGGUUGAAUCAUGAAUAGGAUUUAUCGGGUGAACUAGGAUAUUUUUUUUGGGCUAGAGAGUAAAGCAUGUUGGCAGUGGCACCCGUUUUCCGAAUAACAGCCUAAACAUUUUCCUUUCCUAAACUGUUUCCAUGAUGCACAGAAACACAACCAAUGUGGAAAGGGGUGGACAGAGUUCCGUGGGCUCAGGCUGAGUGUAGUCUAGGGUACAUGGAGGUCUUAGCACUUUUGUGAAGUUGUGUAAUCUCUGAGCUUGUUUCCUCAAUCACGAAUUGGAGAGAAAACCUGCCUUGUAGGGUUAGUGGGAGAAUUAAUUGAGAUAAUGUGUAUAAAAUUUAUCUAAAGGCUUGAUCCACAUUAAUGUACCUCUCUAGUCCUUUGUCUUGUAAAGCCCCUUACAUAUAGUAGACAAUCAGCAUAUUUAUUGAUUUGACUUACUGUGCCUUGGGAUAAUACAGAAAAUCUAGUAAGUUGGUAGUAAAAUGAUUAUAGUGGCUGGAGGAGGAUUGGUAUAAUGAUGAAAUUUAGAUUGUGUGUCUUAUUUUGAAAUCUAAAUUGGGUGAAAAGUAGAUCUUAUAGCCAAUAAUAGUAGCCAUCUAGCUGCUUAGCUUACCAAGAAAGCUUAGAGUGAGGAAAAAGUAGCCAGGGUUUACAUUGGAAAGGUAUUUGAGAAGACAGGGGAGGCUUAAAGGGGGGAGGGGGCGGCGCUUUAUACAUUUCAUGAUGUGGUACGUAACUUAAAUCUUUGUGGAACAGACUUCCAAAAGAAUCUGCUUCCUGAAUAUCAGAAUCCGUUCAUCAAGCAGCUCUAAGUGUGUUGGCUAUUUGUCCCCCAUUAACCUUACUCACAUUCCGGUGCUACGGUAAUUUCUAUCCUGUUUGACUCUUACCAAGGUCUUGCUUUCAAUGAAUAGAUUUGAGCCACCGUCAGGGAAUCACAGUUACAUUUUUGAAGAACUAAUGUGGCUUGGAUCAGGUACAACCUUUUUUUUUUCCCCCUGAGACAGUACCCGAAGCAGUUUUUAUAUACAUGAUCCAGUUUGCCUCAUGUAGAAUAAAUAAGGACCUUAUAAAAGCUGAUUUUUUUUUUACCUUUAUUAUGGAAAAUUUCAAAUAUACAGAAAUAGAAUGAAAUAAUGAACUCCAUGUGCCCAUCACUCAGCUUGAACAAUUAUCAAUUUAUGGGGCCCUUCUCCUUUUAGUUACACCCCUCCCACUCCCUACACCCUUAACAAUUGUUUUAAUAAAUACCCAGAUGUAGUGGUGGAUAGAGACCAGAUAGCACAGGCCAGCUAAAUUUGAGAAAGGUAAACCAAGGGAGAGAGAAGGAAAAGGUGAUAGCUCGUGUGACCUGUCAAGCAGAUUCUGUCUAUGCUUUUGUUCCUCAGGUCUCUUGAUGGCUAGGUUACUGCUAAGACAGAUUUGUUGGGAUCUCUCUCAAAUUUGUCUUGUUAAUAUACCUACUUUCAGACUGAAUUAUACCCUUUUGGUCUCCUUAUUUGUUUUUCCCCAGGAGUGUCCACAUUCUUUAUUUGCUUUUUACCCAUAUCAAAAUGUUGCGAGGUCUGUGGCAGGGCAUGCAAUUUAAUUUGCCCUGGGACCAAACAUUCACCUGGAAAUGUCUUUGUGACCAUCUGGACUACAGAAGAGAAGAAAUUAUUUUUAUCUUUAUGGCAGAUUACUCAAAAUAACCCUUGUUGCCAUCAUAGCUCUAAUGACUCUAGUCCCUCCCCAGCAGUUAUUUAAAAUUAUUGUCAAGAUUCAAAAAUUUGAUUGCCAGCUUUAACCAUUCUGCUGGAUUUGAGCACUUUGGGGCUUAGAUUCUGUAGGGAAAAUCUUUAAUUAGCCUUCUAUAAAUGGAAAUUGACUAUCAGGAUUUAAACAUCUUAAUUUCCAGAAAUUGUAAAAAUUGGCACUCUUUUCAUGGUAAAAGUACUAUAAAAGAUUUUUUAAAAAGGGAGCCUUGAGCAGAGUUUGACUUUUUUUUUCUGGACUGAAAUGGAGGCUUUUUUUUCAAGCGAAUUCCCUGAUGUUUGCUGUGUGUGAUUUGGCUCUAUCUCUGUAACUGCUAAUAUGUGGCGUGGACUUCAAGCUGCCUGGGAUCUGGAUGUGCCCAAAGUCUGUAUUGCAAGUCGGGUUUCACAGGCAUUAUGUUACAAAACUGGCUUGCUGCCUUAGCUGUUUUCUCUGUCCUGAGUAGCUGCAUUGUUUGUUGCAGUAUAUGCAUUAGCUGUUGUCUGUGUUCAGUUUCCUGCAGGCUGACAAAGUGGGAGGGGCUUUGUUUGAUUCAUAGCUGAGUUUUCACUGUGUGAGUUCUUGAGUGCACAUUGCAGCCAUCUUAAUUACACUUUAGUGCAACUGAGACAGUGCAGCUGUCUCAAAAUGGCUGCUAACCUAGUCUUUGUAGCUGCUUAGGCAGCAACUAUGCCAGUGAGGAGACUUGUCACAUGCAUCAGGACCAGAGAUUCAAAAUGGAUGGUAUAGAAGAACCUCAGAAAAAAGUCUUUAAGGCUCGAAAAACGAUGAGAGUGAGUGAUCGUCAACAACUUGAAGCAGUGUACAAGGUCAGAGAAGAACUGUUGAAAACUGAUGUCAAGCUGUUAAAUGGCAACCAUGAAAAUGGAGAUUUGGACCCAACCUCACCUUUGGAAAAUAUGGAUUAUAUUAAUGACAAGGAAGAGGUGAAUGGUAUUGAAGAGCUUUGUUUUGACCCUGAAAAAAGUAAAUCAGAAUGGAAAGAAACACCUUGUACCUUAAAUAUUAAUGUAAAAAACAAGCAAGAUGAUGAUUUAAAGUGUGAAUCUUCAUCUCCUAAUAAUGUAACUCCUGAACUAGCCUCUAAACUGACUGCUGAACCAACUUCUGAUCCAGCCGCUGGUGAUCUGGCUACUGAAGAUCUGGUCUCUGGAGAUUCAGCCUCUGGAGAUGUGGCUUCUGAAGUAUUAACCUCUGGUGAUCCCACCUCUGGUGAUCCUGCCUCUCAUAAUUUCACCUGUAGUGAUCCUGUCUCUAGUGAUCCCGCCUCUGGUGAGCCUGUCUCUGGUGAACCCGUUUCUGGUGAAUCAGUCUCUGGUGAACCGGUCUCUAGUGAACUGGUCUCUGGUGAACCGGUCCCUGGUGAACUGGUCUCCAGUGAACCAGUCUCCAGUGAUCCAGCCUCUGAUGAUUCAUCCUUUGGUGAUCCAGCCUCUGGAGCAUUGACCUCUGAUGAUCCAGCCUCUGGUGAUCUGGCCUCUGGUGAUCCGGCCUCUGAUGAACCGACUUCUGAUGAACUGACUCCUGAGUCAGCCUUUGAUCCCACUUUUGAACCAAGUUCUGUACCAGUUUGUGAAUCAGUUCCUGAAACUGACAAUAGAGAGUUUAGUAGCAAUAAAGGUGAUGAUUUUCUUGAAAAAAAUAGGGAUGGUGAUAAGUUAGAUCAAAUUUUCUCAUUUGAUGAGAAAAAUAAAGUUGAUAGUAAUAUUGAUGCUGAUGAAGAAACUCUAGAAACAGAUGAUACAAUUAUUUGUUCAGAUCUACCUCCUGAAAAUGAGAAGAAGGUAGAGGAAGAUGCCAUUAUAGAACCUGCUCUUGGAGAGGAGGCUAUAUCUAGCAGUAUCGAAAUUGACCAAAGUGAGAAGAAUGAAGAUGAAAAUUCUGCUGACCUUGCAGAAACCAUUAGUGAAAAUGUUAUGAAAGAUGACAAAAAUGAGAAUAUCUUAGAAAACACAGACUCUAUGGAGACAGAUGAAAUCAUUCCUAUUUUGGAAAAGCUUGCACCUGCUGAAGAUGAACUCACCUGCUUUUCUAAAACUUCUAUCCUUCCAAUUGAUGAGACAAAUCCAGAUUUGGAAGAGAAGAUGGAGGGUUCUUUUGGUUCACCAUCUAAACAAGAAAGUAGUGAGAGUUUACCAAAAGAAGCUUUUUUGGUCCUCUCAGAUGAAGAGGAUAUUUCGGGUGAAAAAGAUGAGUCCGAAGUUAUAUCACAAAAUGAGACAUGCUCCGCAGAAGAAGAAAGUAAUCAAAAGGACAGCAAACCUGAGGAAGAAGAGCAAGUAAUACAUGAAGAUGAAAGGCCUUCUGAGAAAAGUGAAUUUUCCAGAAGAAAACGUUCUAAAUCAGAGGACAUGGACAAUGUACAGUCCAAACGCCGUCGAUAUAUGGAAGAAGAGUAUGAGGCAGAAUUUCAAGUAAAGAUUACAGCCAAAGGAGAUAUUAACCAGAAGCUACAGAAGGUUGUACAGUGGUUGCUGGAAGAAAAAUUGUGCGCGCUGCAGUGUGCUGUGUUUGAUAAGACUUUGGCAGAGUUGAAAACACGAGUGGAAAAGAUUGAAUGUAACAAGAGGCAUAAAACAGUUCUUACUGAACUACAGGCCAAGAUAGCCAGGUUAACCAAACGCUUUGGAGCAGCCAAAGAAGAUCUUAAGAAAAGACAAGAAAAUCCACCAAAUCCACCUGUCUCACCAGGGAAGUCUGUGGUUGAUGUCAACAGCAAUAACAGUGUGCCCUACAGAAAUGUAACCACAGUGAGACAGAUGCUGGAGUCCAAAAGAAAUGUAAGCGAGAGUGCACCACCAUCCUUUCAAACCCCUGUGAAUACAGUAUCUUCAACCAAUCUUGUCACUCCUCCAGCAGUUGUCACUAGUCAACCUAAAUUGCAGACUCCAGUGACUUCGAGUUCUCUGACAGCACCGUCAGUUCUUCCUGCACCUAACACAGCCACAGUAGUUGCUACUACUCAGGUGCCUAGUGGAAAUCCCCAACCUACAAUCUCUUUACAACCUUUGCCAGUGAUUUUGCAUGUACCUGUUGCGGUAUCCUCCCAGCCUCAGCUCCUACAGAGCCAUCCAGGGACUUUAGUGACCAAUCAACCAUCUGGCAACGUUGAAUUCAUUUCUGUGCAAAGCCCACCUACAGUGAGUGGUCUUACCAAAAAUCCAGUAUCCUUGCCGUCCUUGCCAAACCCUACUAAACCAAACAACGUUCCUUCUGUGCCCAGUCCUAGUAUUCAAAGGAACUCUCCUGCCAGUGCUGCACCAUUAGGAACAACACUUGCUGUACAGGCUGUUCCAACAGCACACUCUAUUGUACAAGCCACAAGGACUUCUUUACCCACAGUAGGCCCGUCAGGACUCUAUAGUCCAUCAAAUAAUCGAGGUCCUAUACAGAUGAAAAUUCCAAUUUCUGCUUUUAGUACUUCAUCUUCGGCAGAGCAGACCAGCACUACCACCCCAAGAAUUGAAAACCAGACAAACAAAACAAUAGAUGCUUCUGUUAAUAAGAAAGCAGCUGAUAGCACAUCACAGAGUGGAAAAGCCGCAGGCAGUGAUUCAGGUGGUGUCAUUGAUCUCACAAUGGAUGAUGAGGAGAGUGGAGCUUCACAAGACCCUAAGAAGCUAAAUCACACUCCUGUAUCAACCAUGGGAUCUUCUCAGCCUGUGUCUCGACCGUUGCAACCCAUCCAGCCAGCACCACCUCUUCAGCCAUCAGGGGUGCCAACAAGUGGACCAUCUCAGACAACCAUACAUUUACUACCUACAGCUCCAACCACCGUGAAUGUAACACAUCGUCCAGUAACUCAGGUGACCACAAGACUCCCUGUACCAAGAGCUCCUGCAAACCACCAAGUGGUUUAUACAACUCUCCCAGCACCACCAGCUCAGGCUCCCCUGCGGGGAACUGUUAUGCAGGCUCCUGCUGUUCGGCAGGUCAAUCCCCAAAAUAGUGUCACGGUUCGAGUGCCUCAAGCAACUACUUAUGUUGUAAACAAUGGGCUCACCCUGGGAUCAACAGGACCUCAGCUCACAGUGCAUCACCGCCCACCACAAGUGCAUCCUGAGCCCCCACGCCCUGUGCACCCAGCACCCUUACCGGAAGCCCCACAACCACAGCGUCUUCCCCCAGAAGCUGCCAGCACAUCUCUGCCUCAGAAGCCACACUUGAAGUUAGCACGAGUUCAGAGUCAAAAUGGCAUUGUACUGUCAUGGAGUGUCCUGGAGGUGGAUCGGAGCUGCGCCACUGUGGACAGCUACCAUCUCUAUGCUUACCAUGAGGAACCCAGUGCCACUGUGCCCUCACAAUGGAAAAAGAUUGGAGAAGUCAAGGCACUUCCCUUGCCCAUGGCAUGCACUCUCACCCAGUUUGUGUCUGGCAGCAAGUACUACUUUGCAGUGCGAGCCAAGGACAUUUAUGGACGCUUUGGACCUUUCUGUGAUCCUCAGUCGACGGAUGUGAUCUCUUCUUCCCAGAGCAGUUAAACCUUGCAGCCUUUAUCUCUUCUUCUUUCAGAAUUUCCACUUUCGGUCUUGUUUUAAUCUUGUGCAUGAUAUCCAUUGUAAAAUCCACAUUGUGCAAGAUUUCUUGGACAGAUGUGUAUAUACACUACAUUUGUUUAUAAUCAGAAGUAAAAUAAACUCAGCCCAUAAAGCAAGAAUCUUUUGGACAAUUCAAGCUUCAAGGUUUUGAAAUGUAAAUGUGCACCUUGCUUUAGUUUUGAGGCUGGGAAAUAUGUGUGGGUGUUUGUGUGUGUUUUUCCCUAUUUAUAUGUUUACUGCAGUGGAAUCUCCCAUUUUCAUUCUCAAAUUGACUUCUCUUCCGCUAUGAAGUAAGUAGGUCAAAGGAUCUGAGGUAUGUAACUAGCAUGGUUCUCUUCUGAGGGAUCUGUAGGUUUACAGGUAAAGGAUUUACACUGAAUCUAAACAAAACCCAAAGAAAGAAAGAAAAAAAGUGGUAAAUAGUUUGAAAUAGGUUAAUUUGAACACAGGAAAUGAUCUGUUCAUCUUUUCUUUUGUCUCUUCUGGGUUGUUAAUUAGGUGAAAAAGUUCUACAACUGCCCCUCCCUUUUCUUACCUGACUUUUACAUUUAUUUUGUGCCUUACAGAUUAACCGCAGAUACAAACACAGCCAUUUGUGCAUGGUCGUUUACUCUUCCCUUUCAGCCUUUCGCCCUUUGUUUCUCCUUCAUCUCCACAAAAACAGAGCACAUUCCCCUCAAAUAAAUUUUAAACCAAGUCUUUUAUAUAUAUUUUCAUCAAUGGUAUUGCUACGUUUAACUCCAAAAAUUUGACUUGCUAUUUUUUUUAAGAAUAUAAAUGCUUUUAUUUUUGGUCACUAUUUAAAUUAACUCUGUAUAAAGUGGACCAAGAGAAGACCGUAUUCAUAUUGUGUAAGAAAAAUUUCCUUCAAACAUAUUUUAGUAUGUAUGUUGCACACUGUUAGAAAUUAUGAAAGCGGUUCUAUUUCACUUUAUCACCCAAAGCAUAGUAAUCUUUCAAAGGAAGUAAACCAUAAAAUUCACAAAAUACGGUGAGCCAAAAUAUCAAAGGGAAAAUCCAUUUCCUCUUUUUUCUCAUAUCAUUCUUUCUGUUUUAACCUUUUAACUUUGUUUUGAUGGUGCCAAGUUUUGUCUGAUUUACCCUGUGUGAACUUUGGAUAGAAUUUAAAAUAGAUCCUCCGGGGUCGUUUUAUAUAAGAAUUAGACAUAACGUCUGCGCAUCUCUGUUCCUCUUCAAAGUUAAUCAAAUUCAGCAUGGGUCAUGGAUUUUCACCAUGAGUACCAGCUCUGCUGGUGUCAGGUAGGUGUUUGAAUGUAGACAGUUUAGGACCAGAGAGCUGGGCUAAGUUUGGGGAUGAGAAUGUGGUUGGCAAUAUUUUGAAAGGACUUCAUGGAGUUUGUGAAAUAAUUUUUCAAGUCAUCUUUCCUUACCACAUUUGAAUUUGUGCUCCUACCUUCUCAAAAUGAAAUAGCCAUUAAUUUUACCUGGAAUUAUAGGAGGGAGUUAUCCCUUCUGUUAGUGCUGCUUUGUUUGCAACUUUGAUGGCUUAUAGUAGGGAGCACUCUAGUUGUAAAGGUCAGUGUGCUGUCGCGUUAGGUGUAAAGUUUGACUGAUACUCAAGAAAGCCUGUAGAUUGCCAAAAUGUAAAUGCUCCCAAACCUUUCUUUCACUGUCAGAAAAUGAGACCGCAAUGAGCAAGUUUCCAUGAGUCAAAUUUGCCAACCAACUGUGUAGAUGUUACUCAUUCUGGGACUAAUGAUGAUGGUAAAGAAGUUGCCAAUGUCAUGCCAAUGGAAAUUUCAAAAGGGAGAACCCUUCUGGAUGUGUGUGAACACCUCUCUAUAUCUGCAUGUAUGUAUGUUUUUACCUGCAGUGGUUGCAGUGUCAGUUAUAUGUUGAAGAUCAUUUCUGUCUACAGAAUAGAAAGCCCAUGUUCAAAAUUGUUCUUUAUUGGCCGGUUUUAUGGUCACGAGACAGCAAUUUGCUUACCUAGCCUAGAUAAGGUUCCCUUAGUGGAUGUUUUUAUUAAUAUUCACUAAUCUUUUUUUUUUUUUUUUUUACAAAAGCUUUGAUGGCAUUAUAUAAUCAGGUGAAAAAAGCCCAGUAGAAUGAAAAUAUUGCAUUAUUUUAGCCUAUAUUGUGUGUUUUCUAAGGAAAAAAAUCUCAAAUAUUAACCCUAAAAAUAGAUUUACUACAGUAAAGUAAAGCUUUUUAUUCCAGAUGGUGGAAGGAAGGGACAAAAAGAGAUUGUAAUUAUUUGAGGAAAAAGUAUAUUAUAAGAUGGUCCCCUCAAAUUAUGGGACUUUUGGGCAACAGCUAUAUAGGAUUUGCUGAAAGGUGCUGGGCUAGAACUAUAGGCUUUUAUUUGGGGGAGGUUUUAAUGUUGAUGAGUGCUGGUUUUUUGUUUGGUUUGUUUCUUUGGGGAGAGAGAAUGGAGGACUCAACUAGAAAUAGCUACUGAUUACAGACUUUUUUCUAGCAGUUCACACCUCAUGGUACCUUUUGUAUUUCACAGUACCUUUUCACAAAGUAUUACACGUGAGCUUGAUUAUCCCAUUUUGGGAAUGCAAGUUUGCUACAUUUUUAGCCUGACAAUACUUGUGUAAGUAUUGCCUUAUUGGAAAUCCUGGAAACUUCUGAUAUUUCAACCUGAGAUGUAGGAUGUUUAUAUGGCAUUUAAAGGUAACAGUGAUGUUUGUUACUCCCUACUUUGCACUUUGUCAGAGUAAUUUUCACCCUGUUUUAAGUGUGAGUAAGCCUCUUUUUAAAAUUAUGUUCUUGCUAGUAAAUUUAUAAAUUACAUACAAAGGCAAAAUGUGUUGCUAACAGCUAACUUUAUGAGGUAACUAUCUCCCUCUAUUUCUCUAGAGUUACUUUUUAAAAUAUGCAGAAUACUGUGUACUGUUUAACACAGUAGAAGUUUAUGAGAGAAGGGAAGAGUAGAACUUUCUUGCUGAAAAGUGAACAUUUAUUGGGAUACUGUUGGCCUCACAGAGAGGUGUUCCCCUCUCCUCACCCACAUUGUCAGAUAGUAGAUGAAAAGUCUGAUUGAAAAAAAGUGACCUAAAGCAGGGAGCUUAGACCCUUAGGGACAUCUGUCUGUGGGAGUCUUUAGGCAGGCUGCUCCACGUGGUUCUCUUACUGUCCUGGAUAAGUGUUAACUUUGGUUUCGUUGUUUGCUCUUUUGCUUACAUUUUCUGAAUUAUCAUUUAUGCAGCAAGGUGAGUGCUAAUAUUGCAUGAUAUGCAUUUAUCUUGUUCCAUGAAUUUUCCAGUACUGUACAAGAUUAACAUGAUAAUGCCUGUGGUAUCCUCUCUCACCUUUGUACACUGUGAUCUUGGCAGUGCAGAGUACUGCAGAGACUUUCCAAGUGUUCUCCCCAACUUUCCUUCCUGGGCUACUAGUGUCCUGUGAUUUGUUAUUUUAACUUUGUCAUUGACCAGUCUUUGGCCAGUUUUAUUCUAAUUUCUGGAAAAACCAUGUCCCAGUAUUAGAGUAGAUAACUCUUGCAGAUAACUCUUACAUAAAACCACUGUAUGAUUUUGCCUUCCUUACGAUUUUACUGGGCAAAUGAUGCCCCCUGCCCCCUUUUUAAAUUUUGGGACAAAAGAAAAGAUUAGAAGAAUUCUCAAGUUUUGUUAGUGUGGCAGACUUGUCUAAUUCCUACAACUUAUUCCCCUUGAGCCAGCCAAUGGGGAGGAAUAGGAAGAUACAAAUACCUGGUUUGUCUUCUUGUCUUCAAAUAGUUUUAUCAUGCUAAAUAUAAGGUUAUGUUAAUUUGUAGAGUCAACUAAGUACCUAUCAUUUAUAUUUAAAUGCUGUCUUUUUUUUUUUUUUUUUUUAAGUUUUGUUUGUAAAUAAGGUAACUGGGCAAUCAAACACCUUUUGGGUAUCCUGGCUUUAGUAUUUUAUCAGCCAUUUCAAAAUUAAAUAUAAAAACAAAUCCUUUGUAGGAUACUUGCAUCCUGAUUUUUCUUUAUGACAGUUGCAAGUGUAAAUAAUAAGACAAUGUAAGACCUUCCUAAUGUCUAAUAUAAACUGGGCUAUAGCAGUUUGCCCUAUUUUUAUUAGGUUUUGAAGGUUUUUGUGGGUUUUUUCUUUUUUAAAUGUACAGUAGAGUGGUGUCUGUAUAAGUGUUAACUGUAGUGGGAUUUUGUCCAGCAAGCCUGAAAUUUAUACUUUGAAAUAAAACUACUGGAUUUGUAA